Molecule: messenger RNA, 3534 nt
Organism: Rhizoctonia solani
Lineage: Eukaryota; Fungi; Basidiomycota; Agaricomycetes; Cantharellales; Ceratobasidiaceae
Product: AAA family ATPase
Exons: 6
Coding region: 1-3534 (1177 amino acids)
Cellular component (GO): mitochondrial outer membrane
Molecular function (GO): ATP hydrolysis activity; ATP binding
Source: RefSeq, a predicted model, not a curated record
AUGCGCGCCAUCCGCGUCCGACUCGCCAUUGGCCGACCUUCCACGUCUCGCCAGAGUCGUUCGACGUCGGCUUUCACAUCUUCCGCGACUCUAUCUCACCCUAGGAAGUUACCGCCGGAUUUUCCCCGUCGCAUUCCGGCCUAUGCAUAUGCGCCGGUUGAGGACAGUCAAGGGCCGCUUGUCAGCCCCAAACCGAGCGAGACAGAGACUGACCAAGACCAAGAGAAGCCUCGGAGACGUGUCGGGCGACCCCCAGGCAGUCCAAACAAGCCCCCGCCACCGCCGCCUCCGCCUACCACCAAGGCGUCUGUAAACCCCGAGUCCAUAUGGGCAGGGAAGACUCUAGGCGAAGGCGACGCCCGGACCCUGCCUCCAGAGGAUAUGCUCCAAGAUGCACUGGCACAACUCCUGGUCACUCUUCAGCCUCAGACACAGUAUCGCGCAGCCUAUUCAACCAAUGGGCUCCCAUUGGUUGAACCGACACUGGCUCUCUAUUGCCCAAUUGAGGGGGGCGAUUAUGUCAUCGAUGAUACAGUCAAGGAACUGGCUAGUCGUGUGAACGGAGAUGUUAUAGUCGUGGAUGCGGCCCAGCUUGCAGCUGGUGAGCACGGUAGCUUUGGCAAAGCCGCCUCGAUUCUCAAGUUCCCCCACAACCCUCUUCAUUUCCCCUCCACCGGAUCUCCUGCUUCCCGGCCAAUCUCUGAGGACCCUGACACGGACGACGACGAUCUGGAUGACGACGAUGAGCCAGACUCCAGUAUCCAACGAGUCACUUUUGGCAAUGUUUCAGCCGUCGCUAUCCCUGCCCGAGCACUUCGUAUGCGAGGUAACCCACUGGUCCCUGGUUCGUCUUCAUCUGGAUCAGGAAGAGAUACUCCUAUGGGCCAAUCGGAACUUAAAAACUUCUUCGAGUCGAUUAUCAAUGCACCUGUUCCCUCUUCCAGUCCUUCAAGCACACAACCCCGACCAAGGAUAAUCUACCUUCGAGACUUCUCUCUUUUAGCACCAAGUGCACACACAUGGUACCCGGCUCUCUUGUCUGCUAUCCGCUCCCGUCGGCAAGGCCAUCUUCUCAGACCGUCUAACCCUCUGCCUCAUCCUACGACCUUGGUUCUGGGAGUAUCUCCAUCAUCCGUGCCUUCACUUUCCAGCUCGCCUUCGCCUGGACCACCCAGUCCCGCUUCAGGAAUCAUGAACAUCCUCAUGGGCCAACGACCACGAAUUGUGCCGACCCCGGUCGCAAGCCGAGAAUCCGGUGCCAACCAGGACGAACGAGAGCUUCGACUCCGAGAGCGACUGAAAAGGUGGUCUAGAACUGGCUCCGUAUUGGACAAUCUACCUUCCUUUGCCUCCCAGCGAAGUCCGGCAGCUGGGCCGACAGGAUUUAUGUCCGCGAAUGGCUUCACAAGUUUAUUCGGGGCUCACCCGAGCUCGGCCAGAGAACAGGCCAACGAAGGAACGAAUAGCGGUGGAGUGAGCGUCGGGACGGGGAACAAGAGUGGCUAUUUUAGGGCGUGUGGAGUAGUGCCUGCUACAAGGGACGAAGCACGAGAAAGGAAUGUAAGGAGGGCGCGAAGAUUGGAAGUGAAUACGCUGGUGGUACGAAUGGCAAUGGGAGCCGUGGGUGCCAAGCUCGUUGGAAGUACAGGGAUGUUGGCCCGGCCAUCCAAGUCGAAGAAAGAGAUGGACGAAACAGAAAAGGAUAAGGAGAAGCCCGAUGCCAUUCCGACUGAUAAAAUGGUAGAUGAUUGGUCUCGAAAGGUCUUGGACUGGUCCUCUGCAAGACGGCUGGCAGACCGAGCGUUGGCAUGUUCUAUCCUCACAAAUACACCUCCGGUCGAACCCGUCGUUUUAGAUGAAACAGCUCCGAUUCACGAAGCGGCGGCAGCAGAGGAAAUGGGCGCCAGUGGGACAAACGGAGCAGGUGGGAUACCCCUCGCAACUCCCGUAAGUUGGGAGUCGGUGCGAACUGCAUGGGAUACGUUGCGGCUGUCACUGGGGUAUGGAGAGAAAAAAGCCGAAUCAUCCGGGACUACGACCACCCCCGCAUCCGAUUCAACUACAACACCAACUAUCAACCCAAGUCCCACUGGCUCUUCGAGCGCAUCCAGUACAACUCCAACUUCAACCCCCAAGUGGUCGGGUAUAGGCUCUCCCCGGGAGCCUGUCCCUUGGAUAGAUGCUGUGCUUGCUCCUCCCGUACCUACCAUCGGUGUGGAUGGAAAGCCUGCUGAGUCUGGAGCGGAGGACGACCUUGUCGAACAAGUCAAAAAUGAUCCCGAGCUGGAACCGCACGAAGACAGGCUGUUGGGAUGCAUUGUGAAUCCAGCUGAGCUCCAAACGACAUUCGCUCAAGUUCACUUGCCCGACGCAACAAUCGAUAGCGUGCGCACGAUUGUUUCGCUCCCAUUGCUCUAUCCAGCGGCAUUCCGCUCCGGUAUACUUGCACAACACGCUAUGAAUGGUGCACUGUUAUUUGGUCCACCUGGCACGGGCAAAACGUUGCUCGCCAGGGCUUUAGCAAAGGAAAGCGGAGCAAGGAUGAUGGUUGUCAAACCGUCGGAUGUGAUGGACAUGUAUGUCGGCGAAGGAGAAAAACUUGUUCGCAGUGUCUUUUCUCUAGCUCGGCGUCUCUCGCCUUGCAUAGUCUUUUUAGACGAAAUCGAUGCACUUCUCGGCGCUCGUUCGUCCCGAGAUAUAGGUGGUGCAGCAUCUGCUCACCGAGGGCUCGUUACCGAGUUCAUGCAGGAAAUGGACGGUUUGAGGUCUUCUGCUUCUUCAAAUGUGGUCGUGAUUGGAGCUACGAACCGACCGUUUGACCUAGACGAUGCGGUUCUCAGACGAUUACCCAGACGACUCUUGAUAGAUCUCCCAGGGUUGGAAGAGCGAGAGGCGAUCUUGAGAAUUAUGCUAAAAGGAGAAGACGUAACUGAAGAUGUCGACAUACCAACACUUGCAAAGCAGACCGAUGGAUUUAGUGGGAGCGAUUUGAAGAACUUGGUAGUUUCCGCCGCUCUGGAUGCUGUCAAGGAGAAUAUAUCACUGCCAUGGAGGACUGGCAGUGCUGCUAAUAAAAGCGGAGACAAGGACAACGAGAAGUUGGCAGAUCUACCGAAGCCAGAUGCGAUCAAUAUUGCUCCCGAUGCAACAAGCUCUGAUGCCCCUGUUCCCGGGACACAGGCUACAACCAAACCGGCCGUAGUUGAAUCGACGCAGCCCGCGGAGGAUAAUGCCGGUUCAACUACUGAAACAGUAGCCACUACCACACCCACUCAGCCAACAGUCGAACCAACAGUCGUGCGGAGGCUUACAAACGAGCACUUUACGCGUGCCCUCAAAGAUAUCACACCGUCUGCGUCAGAAGCACUCGGCACACUAGCUGACCUGCGAAAAUGGAAUGCCGAAUUCGGGGGUGGUGAUAGGAAAAAGACAAACAAGGCGUGGGGCGGGCGGUUCGGAUUUGGCGGUAGUGGAAAGAGACCAGAUGGUGAAGGUACAGGCCGGGUUGGCGGGGUGGUCGAUGAGCGAGUUUGA